Messenger RNA from Sus scrofa (pig), 2814 nucleotides. The record is from RefSeq and is a predicted model, not a curated record. Lineage: Eukaryota; Metazoa; Chordata; Mammalia; Artiodactyla; Suidae.
AGAGCUACUUCCGGUAGGAACGUCGGGUGAAUGGUCAGCGGCAGAGGCGGUUGAGGGCUUCCCAGGACGGGUUCAGUAGGCAGGGCUCUGCGUGGGUCCUGGAAUUCGAGUCAGAGCUUGGACCAGAGCUCCUCCUGAGGAUGCUGAAGGGGUUGGUGAUGUUCAAAGAUGUGGCUAUACAUGUCUCUCAGGAGGAAUGGGAAUGCCUGAACCCUGCCCAGAGGAAUUUGUACAAAGAUGUGAUGCUGGAGAACUAUAGCAACUUGGUUUCACUGGGACUUUCUAUUUCUAAGCCGGCUGUGAUAUCCUCAUUGGAGCAAGGGAAGGAGCCCUGGAUGGUUGUAAGGGAAGUGACAGGAGGACCAUGCCCAGGUGGGAACCAGGGGACUCAAGUCUCAGAGACCAAGAGCGCCACCUCAAGAAACCACACUGCUUUUAUUGUGCUCUUUAGGAUGACAUCAAGUGAGGAGGAGGUGUGCAGACUUGGUGUCCAAGUGUGAGCCCAAGAAGUUGUCUCCAAAAAGAGACAUUUUUGAGACAGAAUCAUCCCAUUGGGCUAUCAUAGAAUCAUUCAAAAGCCAUAAUCCUGAUAAAUCCAUUUUUAGAGACAUUUGGGAAUGCAAAAGUCAAUGUGAGAGACAACUGGGAAAACAGGAGGGCUAUUUCAGGCGAUUCAUUGUCAACCAUGAACACAUGCACAUUUUUAGCCAACACGUUUUGUUCACUCAGGAAUUUUAUAAUAGACAGAAAAUCUUUGAAUGUAAAAAAUGCAGAAAGAACUUAAGUUACCAUGUAUUUUUUAAUCCUCACAAAAGAACUCAUUCUAAAGAGGAACCUUCUGAAUGUAAGGAAUGUGCAGAAACUGUUGCUACAUUGUACUUUCGUAAACAACAGGGAAUUCAAGGUAAUAACAAGUGCAGUGAAUGUAAGGAAUGUUGGAAGGCCUUUCUUCAUUGCUCACGACUUAAACAACAUUUGAGAAUUCAUAAUGGUGAAGAAUGUUAUGAGUGUAAAGAAUGUGGGAAGGCCUUUAAUUAUGGCUCAAAGCUUAUUCAAUAUCAGAGAAUAGACACUGGUGAGAAACCCAAUGAAUGUAAGGAAUCCGGGAAGGCCUUUAUGCAACUAUCACAACUUACUCAACAUCAGAGAUUUUAUACUGGUGAAAAACCCUAUGUGUGUAAGCAAUGUGGGAAGGCUUUUAUUUGUGGCUUUCAACUUACUGAACAUCUGCAGCUCCAUACUGGUGAGAAACCCUACGAAUGUAAAGAAUGUGGGAAGACUUUCAGGCAUCAGUCACCCCUUACCAUACAUCAGAGAAUCCAUACUCAUGAAAAACCCUAUGAGUGUAAAGAGUGUGGGAAGGCCUUUAGUUAUGGCUCAGAACUUAUUCUGCAUGAGAGAAUUCAUACUGGUGAGAAACCGUAUGAAUGUAAGGAAUGUCGGAAGGCCUUCAGGCAGCGAUCACAACUUACUCAACAUCAGAGACUUCAUACUGGUGAAAAACCCUAUGAAUGUAGGCAAUGUGGGAAAGCUUUUAUUCGUGGUUUUCAACUUACUGAACAUCUGCGACUCCAUACUGGUGAGAAACCCUACGAAUGUAAAGAAUGUGAUAAAACUUUCAGGCAUCGAUCACACCUCACAAUACAUCAGAGAAUUCAUACUGGUGAGAAACCCUACGAAUGUAGAGAAUGUGGAAAGGCCUUUAGCUAUCACUCAAGCUUCUCUCACCAUCAGAAAAUUCAUUCUGGCAAAAAACCUUAUGAAUGUAAUGAAUGCGGGAAGGCCUUCUGUGAUAGCUUACAGCUUAAUCUGCAUAGGAGGAUUCAUACUGGUGAGAAACCCUACAAGUGUAAAGAAUGUGGGAAGACUUUUAGACAGUGCUCACACCUCAAAAGACAUCAGAGGAUUCAUACUGGUGAGAAACCUCAUGAAUGUAUGAGAUGUGGGAAGGCCUUUCGACUUCAUUCACACCUUAUUCAACAUCAGAGAAUUCAUACUGGUGAGAAGCCCUAUGAAUGUAAGGAAUGUGGGAAGGCCUUUAGCUAUCAUUCAAGCUUCUCACACCAUCAGAGAAUUCAUUCUGGGAAGAAAUCAUAUGAAAGUGGGAAAGCCAUUGAUCAUGGCUUACAGUGGAAUCUACAUCAGACAGCUUCAUACUGUUGAGAUGUCAGUAAGGUUUCCUCUCCCCCCCAUCCUAGUCUAGUAUCAUGAAAUUAUUUUUGGAGAUAAACAUUUUCUUUUUUUCUUUAAGGAAAAUGUUGGUAAAAUACGGGGUUUCAUUCGUAUUGAUUUAUUUUAGUAAUUCUUGAAAUCUUUUCUCCCCCUCAAGGGAAAAAAUGGAAAAGUUAUUAAAAGGAAAAAAAAAAAUGCUCUGGUUUCACUGCUGCUUCUGAGUUAUCGUAAUGAUCAGUAUUGGAAGUAAAUUUUGUAAAACUGUAUGUUUUCACUGAAACCAGUAAAGUGGGGCAGAAAUAAAAUGAAAACAAUUUCUUCCUCUCCCACAAAUCUCUGAGAUACCAAUAUGUGUGUGUUGCUUUUUUUCUGCCUGCUUAAACAUAUCUGCACAUGUGAAGGGUUUAUUCCAUGUGUGUGAAAGGUUUUACGUCCUGUAGUGACAUAUUGCAUGGUAAUUUGCCCUUUUCACUUAAAUAAUCAUGGACAUUUACCCAGGUCAAUACAUACAGAUCUGACUCAUUCUUUUUAAACAUUCAGAAUAUUUCUAGUAUGGGAUGUAUGUCAGUGUUUUGAGCCAUCUCUUACUGUAGACAUUCAAACUGUUUCUACUUUUUUCACCAGAAAUGAUUAUGCAGUAAA